AUGAUGCCGCAAAAAAUACCAAAAAUACAUUAGAUCAACUAUCAUCAAAUUUUUAUGAAAUAUUCUUACUAUUAAAAUAACAAAUUGUUGCCCAUUGCUCAUUUAGGAUCUUAUGAGACUGUUGAAGAUACUACUUCAAGCAGGUUCGAAAAUAAGCAAUCCGCAUCAAUAAAUGAUAAUAUUAUAUUUUCUUUUAUUAAACACAAUCUUACAAAAAGGAGACUCUAAACCACACAGUGUUAUUACACUGCCUCUAAGUUAAAAACUAUUCUAAGUCAAAAUAAAAUUAAAUCAACAAAAACAGUAUGCUUAAAUGAAAUUUUUGGAAAAGAAUUGAAUGUUCAUAAAUUAUACAAUAUCUUUAGCAAUUUGGGUAUUUUACAAUAUAAAUAUUUAACUUGCUUUAGUAUUAGGCAUAUUUUGUAUAUCAAAUUGUCAGAAUUUAGAAAUUCUUUAAUAAUAAUCUUCGCUGCAAAUUAUUCAAUUGAAAAGUUAGUUGGUCUGAAUACCUUAUAUGUAGAACAGGACUAUAUUACACUUAAAUUUGAUGCAGAAAAUAACUAGAUUUUAUUUCCUCGCAGCUAAAUUCCUCAUAUUUUAAUUUUGAAAAAAGUUUCCUCCAAUUCUGAAAUGAUGUGGGAUAUCUUCUCAAAAUUAUUGUUUUUAUUGAACUCACAAUUUAAAUUUAUGUGUUUAAUCAAAAUUGAAACUCGAAAGCAAACUUUUGAAGUUGUGGCACUUAUGCAUAACGAAAAUGUGGAUGGAAGAAACAUUUAGAUUUCAUUCACCAAAGCCAAAAUUUGA
Molecule: messenger RNA, 804 nt
Organism: Paramecium tetraurelia
Lineage: Eukaryota; Ciliophora; Oligohymenophorea; Peniculida; Parameciidae
Exons: 2
Source: RefSeq, a predicted model, not a curated record